AAACGAAUCAAACUUCUCUUUCUCCUUUUCUUUUUUCUUCUUCAACUUCAAUGUCGAUUUUUGUUCUCAAUAAAAAAAAAUUCAAAAUCCGUUCGCAAUUGAAUAUCGUUAUUUAAUCACGUGAUAGAUAUUAUAUUUUAAUGGAUAUAUGUCAAUAUUAGUACGUAGAGCAAAUAUACUAUUUGGCAAUGUGCAAUGCCCCUUAAUAAAGUCGAUACCCUUAUUAGUCACUGUCCAUUGGUGGUAGAAGGAAUGGUUAUAAACGGUCACAAGGUUCAAGUGUACGACACGACGCUAUCUUUACAUUACCAUUCCUUUGUUAUCUCGUUUAUGCUUGAACCAUCAUUAUCACGGAGCAAGCUGAGCCGAUAACAACUCUACCCAAGGCAUUAAUGCUGAGAAAGUGCUGCCACUUAAAGUGCCGUUACUUGUACAUACGUCCGUUAGUCUACUACGGAGCUCCAAUCCUGCUUGCCAACGUGCUCGUCUUUUAUCGAAUUCUACCGAAGAACAUCGUGCCCAUCGUGCCCAUCGUGAAGAAGUAUGGAUGCGAUGAAGACCGGCUGGUUCAGCGAGAUAAACGACUUUUGGCCUGGUGUAUCACUGUCCCUCGAACUUGAAAACACGUUACAUCGAGAAAAAUCGCAAUAUCAGGACGUUCUAGUGGUGCAGACAAAAACUUAUGGGAAAGCUUUGAUACUCGAUGGUAUUAUCCAGUGUACGGAAAAGGAUGAAUUCGCUUAUCAAGAGAUGAUAGCGUUUUUGCCAUUAUGUAGUCAUCCUAAUCCAAAGAACGUUUUAAUAGUAGGUGGUGGUGAUGGUGGAGUAGCACGCGAAGUUGCAAAACAUCCUAACGUUGAAAGAAUCGUACAAGUAGAGAUCGAUUCGACGGUACUCGAAGUAUCGAAAAAGUAUUUGCCAUUUAUGGGGGUUGGUUUGAAUAAUCCCAAGGUCACGUUAAACGUCGGAGACGGAUUUGAAUUUAUGAAGCAACACACGAAAGAAUUCGAUGUUAUCAUCACGGACAGCAGCGAUCCGAUUGGUCCCGCGGAGUGUCUCUUUCAAGAAUCGUAUUUUAGUUUAAUGAAGACAGCUUUGAAGCCUGGCGGCAUUGUUUGUAGUCAAGCUGGUACAGCAUGGAUGAACUUAGAUCACGUAGUAAAAACUUUUCAACAUUGCAAAUCUUCCUUCGCGAUAGUCGAUUAUGGUAUCACGUCUGUCCCAUCCUAUCCAACCGGACAAAUCGGUUUUGUAUUAGGUGGACUUUCUACAGAAACCAAUUUCAAGGUACCAAAGAGGAUAUUCACGGAAGAAGAAUUGGAUGAAAUGAAUUUAAGGUAUUACAGUAGUGAAGUACACAAAGCAGCGUUCGUAUUGCCGAGGUUCGUAGAAAAGGCAUUGAAAUCUUACAGGACGACGUGAAAAGGAUCUAUUUUCAACUUAUUUUUAUUGCCGACGAAUUUAUUCUCUCUUUCUCUCUCUCUCUCUGAAAUCUUUUUUUGUUUUUUUUUUUUU
This is a messenger RNA of Vespula pensylvanica (western yellowjacket), 1515 nucleotides long. RefSeq names its product spermidine synthase (gene SpdS). The transcript is spliced from 6 exons. The coding region runs from base 544 to 1422 and encodes 292 amino acids. Gene Ontology annotation, cellular component: cytosol. Lineage: Eukaryota; Metazoa; Arthropoda; Insecta; Hymenoptera; Vespidae. Gene Ontology annotation, biological process: spermidine biosynthetic process. The record is from RefSeq and is a predicted model, not a curated record. Gene Ontology annotation, molecular function: spermidine synthase activity.